AUCUAUCGUUUUUGUAUCCCAAGGAGCCGAAACGAUGAAAUUUGCUGUUUCGGCUCGAGCUGUCGCGGGGCCGACAGCCUAUCGGUUUGCGAAAGUCGGUUUUCUGUUCUUUUUUGUUUUUGCUGUAACAAACAAAGCUAGUGCUGCGACAGAACCAACAACACCAACUCCCUCGGUUGCUUCCUCCACCACCACCGUCUUGGAUAAAACCAUUCCUAAUGUUUUCGAUACCGACGACGAGCACCAGCAACCCGCAGAUCCUACCAGCGGCAGCGGCAGCGGCAUCGACCAGUUGAUACACGAGUCUCUCGACGAGAUUCUCGCGGCGAUGAAGGAAUUCCAUUCGAGGGGAACACCGGGGCGGCCCUUUGUGACCCUCACCUACGCCCAGAGCAUCGACGGGAAAAUCGCGCUCUUGCUGGAUCGAGCCGCAAGGGGUGCCUCCCCCCGCGCCGCCGCCACGUCGUCGAACUUUGCCAUCAGCGGCCACGRGUCCCUCCGCCUGACCCACGCGCUGCGGUCCGUCCACGACGCCAUAGUGGUGGGGGGGAACACCCUGGCCGUCGACAACCCGCGCCUGGGCAACCGGCUGUGGAAGACCACCGGUGCUUCCGAUUCUUGGAGCGACCGUUGCGGCAGCGGGCACCAGCCCCGCCCCGUGGUGCUGGACACGCACCUCCGCUCCGUGAGAGCGCUGGGAGCGGCGAUGCGGGCMRAGCGGCCGAUCGUCUGCUGCAGCAAGGGCGCGUACGACCGGGCCGUUCGGGAAGGCUUUCGGUGCGACGCCGGCUUGGGAGAAAGAAGCACACGCGGCGGCGGGGGCGGCGGUCCCGGGGACGAACGGGUGGCCGGGAAGACCGGCRGCCCCGUUCCGUCGUCGGUGACUCUUCUUCCCUGCAAAACGAGAGCAAUCGGUGGACGAGGAGAAGACCCAAGAAUAGUUCUUGAUUUGCCGGACGUCCUGUCGGCCCUGUACCACCGGUWUGGAAUCCACAGCGUCAUGGUCGAGGGAGGGGCGUCCGUCAUCACCCAGUUCGUGACCGGCACGCGGGACAAGGAAKGCGGAGAGAACCACCCCAGCGAGGAAGACCGUUUCGGGCUCGUGGAUCUCUUGUGCGUUACCAUCUCUCCCAAGCUGCUGGGGUCGAGCGGGUUGGACUCGAUCCUGUCGCCCCAGCCCGCCACUCYUCCGCGGCGAGGGCCCGGCCCCCUGCGGUGCAUCACCCUCGGCGAGGAUUGCGUCCUUUUUUCCAGUUGCCGGUGAUGGGGAUUGCCGCGGAGAAAGAAAAGACGCAACGCAAU
This is a messenger RNA of Pseudo-nitzschia multistriata, 1302 nucleotides long. The record is from the annotation of a GenBank genome assembly. NCBI's taxonomy places the organism in Eukaryota, Bacillariophyta, Bacillariophyceae, Bacillariales, Bacillariaceae.